AUGGCGAGACAGCCCUGUUUCUGGGUUAAUCCUUCACUCAAAACAAUGAUGGUGACGGCGCAGCUGCAGCGGGAUUCUAUCCCGGUGUUCCAGAACACGAACCAUACUAACCUCGAUGACGAAUCGUCUAGGUUCACCGAUCUGGUAAUCGAUCGUGUCCGCUGUCUUGAUUGGAUCGAAGGAUUUAGUCUAAACACCACCUGCAGCUCCAAGUCGCUGGGUACUACUAGGUGGCUGCAUUAUGCGGCGCGGGGUGCCUUACAGGGUGGGAUGACUUGCGGAUGCACAAUCUUCCCAAACGAACUCAAAAGAUCCAGGGACACUUGGAUCGUCCUGCUGGUUACUGAAAGGGCUAACAGACCCCUGACUAAGAUGGUGUCGCUUUGGUGUCGCUUGCAUCCCUCGUUAUUAGCCCUGGUUUUCCCGAGGCUAGCCCGAUCCUGCCGGGUCCAUGAUGCAGCUAAAGCCGCAAACGUUGACGGCCAAGAGAGCUGGGCCGGCUGGGCAAUAUGGAAGCACAGGCUCGCGGCUUCAGCUGACUGGCUGAUUUGUGGAGGAAAGGAGGGGGUACCGGGCGAAUGGGAACGAUUGGAACCCAGCAUGUGUCCACGGUAUACUUUUGGCCAGCUCGAAUUCAAUAUUCCGGACAAGGAUCCUUGGAACCCCACGGUAAUCCCUGCUAGUUUGGCGUCGUGGAGCCAUCCCAUUCAGAGGCAAGUGGCUGCUGGUGUCCUUCGGCUGCUUUGGCCCUCAGAGGGUGUUAACCCUUUAGUACUAGUCUGGUUGAUAAUCCCGGCCCCGGCUCAAGUCCAUACUAUUCGCCCAUCCACCGAUGCACACGCAUCGUCAAGGAUCGUUCUUCGAUUCUUUCAUCUCCUCUACCCUGUUUCCCUUAUCGCUACUAUGUGGACAGCUUAUACCUAA
Aspergillus niger is the source of this 924-nucleotide messenger RNA. RefSeq lists its product as hypothetical. The record is from RefSeq and is a predicted model, not a curated record. Lineage: Eukaryota; Fungi; Ascomycota; Eurotiomycetes; Eurotiales; Aspergillaceae. The transcript is spliced from 8 exons. Bases 1 to 924 code for a protein of 307 amino acids.